This is a messenger RNA of Lactuca sativa (garden lettuce), 1898 nucleotides long. RefSeq names its product UBP1-associated protein 2A. The record is from RefSeq and is a predicted model, not a curated record. NCBI's taxonomy places the organism in Eukaryota, Viridiplantae, Streptophyta, Magnoliopsida, Asterales, Asteraceae. Gene Ontology annotation, molecular function: RNA binding.
UUUUUCCUAGUUCACACAUGUUCUUUUCUUAUUGCAAAAGUUUGGACCUGCUUGAAUUUACUAAAGUUUAGCAAUUAACUGUAAAAUAUGAUAGCAUAAGCCGUUUGUGAACGUUUACAUUAACAAAACUCUACUUCAGAUCUGUGUUAGCAUGCUAAAGAUGUCACUUUGCAAAUGAUAUGACAUUUGAUGCUUCUUCCAGAAUAUAUUACUUUGCUCCUGUCAGGCAUAAUGUUCCUGUUUUCUGCUUAUUAUAUAAAGUAUAAGCUAUAAAGGAACAUUACAUAUUAUCCAUAACUUCAUUAUUGAAAAGAAUCUGAUGCAUAAAAUGUUCUUUCCCAAGGUCAAUGCUAAAUUCUGGUAAUUGUUGCCCCUUCCAUACGGUUUGACAAAGAGUGGCGUCAGUCAAAUGAAGAAGAAGAGAGCAGGAACAUCACUUAAAGCACAAGUGGAAGAAAAGAAACCCAAAGUCACAGUUAAACAUGAGACAUCUGAGGAGGAAGAAUCAGAAGGUGAAGAAGAAACACAAGUAGUUGAAGAAGUAGAGGAAGAAGAAGAAGAAGUUGAAGAGGUAGAGGUUGAAGAAGAAGAGGAAGAAGAGGAUGAGGAAGAAGAAGAGGAGGAGGAGGAAGAAGAAGAAGAGGAAGAUGAAGAAGAAGAUGAUGAGAGUUCUAAAAAGGAGACUCUUAAGAAGCUUUUAGAGCCAUUAUCAAAAGCCAAGAUCAUCGAUUUCAUCAAAGAAGCAGCUCUGAGUGACACUUCAAUAAUGGCUACCCUCACCCAGACUGCUGAGGUGGACCCCGCCCACCGCAAGAUCUUUGUCUACGGCCUUGGCUGGGACGCCACAUCAGACCAAGUCCUCUCCGUCUUCAAACCUUUUGGUGAUAUCGAAGAAUGCAAGGUUUUAAUGGAUAAGGUAACGGGAAAAGCCAAAGGCUACGGCUUUGUUCUCUUCAAGACCCGAAGAAGCGCACAAAAAGCCCUCAAACAAACACAGAAAAAGAUAGGAUCCCGCAUGGCAUCUUGCCAGCUGGCUUCAGCAGGUCCAGGUGGACCCACCAACAACCAGACCGGUGUCACUGCCACGUCAGAUCCAGCGGGACGAAAGAUCUUCGUCGCAAACGUCGGGUCCCACGUGAAUCCCAACGCGCUCAAGUCCUACUUCACAAAGUUUGGAGAAAUCGAGGAUGGGCCGUUGGGGAUGGACAAUGCAAGUGGAAAGUUCAAAGGGUUUGCCAUGUUUGUGUAUAAGACAGUUGAAGGCUGCAAGAAGGCUUUGGAGGAACCGAAUAAGGUUUUUGAUGGAUGUCAGUUGCAUUGUAGACAAGCUGUGGAUAAUCAACGUGGUGGAAAUAAAAGCAACAAAAAGGCGCAAAUGGGUAGUAUGAAUAAUAUGUCUAAUAAUCAGCAGCAAAGUGAGAUUGGGAAUGUGGGGUAUGGUUAUGCUCCUCCUCAGCUUAUGAAUAUGAAUCCGAUGUUAGUGUCUGCUUUAAAUCAGAAUAGUGUAGCUCCAGCACAGCAGUCUUUUGGUCUCAAUGGUGGUUAUGGAAUGAAUACAAACAUGAUUGCAAGUUAUGGUUCUCAAUUAGGGUUAGCAUACCAGAAUAAUAAUGUUUCUCAGGUGGGACGUUCUUCAGGUGGAACAACACCAGCACUGCCAGCUAGGCAACAACAAUCUGGAGGUGGGAAUUUUCCUUCAUACCUUGGUCGCUAGUUCAUACUCACUCAACUUCCUUUCUGUGAGAUCUUAGGUUGUGAUUGACAAUUUGUUUCUUUCAGUUAUGUUGUUUUGUUGGAUAGAUGCAUUGUUAAAGGUGGUUUAAAGAUGGUCCUUUGUAAACCAAGAAAACUGUGAAAUUGUAAUGGUUUCUUGAAUGAACUUUGACUAUUUUCAUCAA